GGGGUUGAUUAAUCGUGAAGGAAAUUUCGCGGGCAUCAACAAAUCGAGGAAAUGAAGUGGAAAGUGAAUAUUGAAACAGCACUCUUCGUAGGAUUCUUAUCUCUUUGUUUGGUUAGCAUGACCAUGGCCAACGGGACGUUCCAUUAUUUUGCUUUUGGCAGUAAUUUAUUAGCGAAGCGCAUCCACAUUCAGAACCCAACUGCCGUACGGAAAGGGUUCGGAUAUCUGAAGGACUUUAGUCUGGAUUUUUUCCAUUACGCGGCGCGAUGGCGAGGAGCGCCCGCUACAAUAGUGGAGCAGGAAGGGAAGAAGGUGUGGGGUGCCAUAUGGGAGAUAGACAAUAGCAAUUUGGCUGAUCUAGAUCGACAGGAAGGAGUUCACAAUAGUGUAUACAAAGCCUUAACGCUGCCCGUCGUGUUGCCAAACGGUACGACACUCGACUGCCGGGUUUAUCAGUUGGUUCGCAACCCCUGCUGCAUUGCACCGGAUGCGGAAGAUAGACCCUACGAAAGACAGCCUUCGAAAACGUACAUGAACAUCAUCAUCAACGGGGCCAAAGAAACGGGACUUCCAGAAGAUUAUAUCGCGCUGUUAAAAAGGAUUAAACAUAACGGGAAUACUGGCGAUCCACAGCUUGCUCUAGAAUUAGAAAAACCCAUCGAAGAGCUAUAGGACUUGCUUUUUGUCUUUAGUUAAAAGUGCUGUUUUUGUUUGUUAACGGUCUUGGUAAUUGUGAACCAAAGUUCCUAGAGAUUUGAUUUAAAUUGGCUGCUGCUUGGAAUGAUUUGUUUUUCAUGGAAAUGCUAAUGCAAUUCUUUUAUAUUUCUCUUGACAAUUAAAACAGGCAUUAAAUGUUAUGUUCAAUUCCAAUUCCGCGUAUGAGAGAAUGGUUUAGAUGAGACUUGGUACAGCGACCUACAAAGCUACCAUAUUGUCUAUUAUUCGGAGCUGGACUAUAGCUCCUCUAUUAUAUUGUCUAUUAUUCGGAGCUGGACUAUAGCUCCUCAAUUAUUAGUAUAGUUAGAUAAUUGGUUUUGGAAGAGUUUUUAUCAAAUUGCAGAUCUAAUAAGUGUUCAGAUUUCGAUAGCUUCUAAAGCAUGCGCACAUUGAUAUUUUGGAUUUUGGGAAAUAAAGUGAUUACCGAUGGUAUAACCAUUAUAA
Molecule: messenger RNA, 1161 nt
Organism: Anopheles stephensi (Asian malaria mosquito)
Lineage: Eukaryota; Metazoa; Arthropoda; Insecta; Diptera; Culicidae
Product: gamma-glutamylcyclotransferase-like
Exons: 4
Coding region: 52-672 (206 amino acids)
Molecular function (GO): gamma-glutamylcyclotransferase activity
Source: RefSeq, a predicted model, not a curated record